CCUUAGUUAACAUUGGUUUUUGGUCAUUUUUGCCUUUUUUUCUAUCUGGCUAGCUAAAUUGCUACGAUUCACAUACAUCUAGCUGAUAAUUAUGAAGUAAAACGUUUGCUUUGUAAAUAUGCUGUUUAGUCUCUAUUGUUGCCAUUGUCCUGGCUAGAAGAAGGUACAGUGAUUGGCGAGAUGCAGCGUGAGGUAAUACAGAAGGUAAUACAGCGUGAGGUAAAUCCACACUCUCGUCCUCACAAGAAUGUACUCAAGAGAACGUUCCUGGAAAAUGCACUCAGAGCAUGAGAGCGUGGAGCACGGUAGUAUGCAUAUUGAGAAACAUCCUGUGUGUACAGUUCAUGGUUAAUGGUAUAGCAGUGUGAGUCUAACAGCAUGCGGGCUUAUUUGUGUCUAUUGAUCUGACAGUGAUGCCGUGUGGAGGCCCAUCCCUCUCUCUGCGCCCCUUUUUAUCCUGUGAGGCCCAUGUGACCUAGCCAUCACCCAAACACAGGGGCCCGUGCCCGCCGCCGCUGGCACCCACCCAUGAAUCCCAGCCCUGACCGCGGCAAAGAGUGCCUCCCCCCAAAGAAGAGGGAGUUCCGGGAUGGCUCGGCCAACCAGCACCCCCCCCUGGACGAGUUCAAACCACCCGCCACGCCGCCCAGGACCCGGCCCUCAAGCAGCUCAGGGAGGGGGAAGGGGGGCAGGGGGAGCAGCGAAGAGGCUUUGACAAACCGCCACAGCCUGCUACCCUCUAUCCCACCCCCUCCCAUCCUCGUGUAUCCCCCUCCCUCUGCCAUGGCACCUGGCCUACCCCUCCUCCGUCCCUUUUCUCUUCCUCAAAGACCAGGUAGGGAAGAGGGAUGAUCUUCUCCCCACCCCCUUCCCCCAUCACUCCAGGUGUCUCCAAGGUGAAAUCCUGCCACCCUCCCCCUCCUCAUCCUCUUCCUCUUUUAAGAGCCCCUUCCCCACUGAAUCAAGAGACAUGUGGUCCUAUUUCAACACAGGCCGAAGGGACUACAGCUCCUCUCUUUUCUCCCCCUCUCACCUGUUCAGCCAGCCCUCCCUCUAUCCCCGUGACCACUCCCUGACUGAGGGCAGACACAGGUACCUGGGCAAGAGGCCCAACGGGCUGGAUGUGCCAGGCAGCAGGACUGCCUCUGCCUCUAGGGUGGCACUCCCCUCAGAAGAGUACAAGAACGAACCCAGCGGCAGUGCCAGGCUGUGCGGCAGCCCCCACGGUUCCCAUGCCAACGGGAGACGGAGACACCAGGAGGUUACCACAGGGCGUUUCGAGCAGUUUGCAGGUUUCAGAGAUUUCCAAGUGACACCUCAGGAGGGCCCUGACUCACAUUCCUCUCUGCAGGACAGGGAUCCCUGUGGGACACCAAAGGCUGGGAUUUCCACCCUGAUCCCCACUAGUCCCCAGCCCCAUGGGGCAGAGACCCGGGCAGGGAGAGGGGAGCUACUGGACCCCCUGGGGGGCUCUGUGGCGGAGGCUCAUGUCUACUACUCCCUGGCUUCUGUUUACUCCACCCUGCAGCCCAGCCAGCUCAGUACCCAGGCCCAGGCUCAGCGCUACCCGCUGUACAGCCCCUCAGGCAGCUCUCUGUAUGGCCUGCACACCAUGAGGAACUCACAGCACUCAACCCAGGGGCAGCCCAACAGCCACAGCACAGAGAAAGACAGAGAACGAGACAGACAACAAGAACAAGGGCCAGAAAGAGAGCCUGAAGGAGACAGAGACAUCAGAGAGAUAGACAAUCAAAGAGGCGGAAAUAAAGACAGCAGAGAGCUCUCUCCUGGGCAGCAGUACUCGCGUCCCCUUGCCUCCCCCUUCCUUCCCCACAUGACCGCCUCACCCCCUGCCCCCCACCACAUCCCCCCAGCGCUCCUACCUCACUUUGCCAAGGGUUCUCUGAUUGAGCUGGUGGGGGGUCGUUUGAAGCGUGUGGAAGAGCUGAGGACGGAGGACUUCCUGAGGAGUGCUGACACCUCCCCAGAGUUCCACCUGAGCACCUGCACCGUGCUGCUUAUCGGCCCCAGCAACACACACGGCUUCAACCACCUGCAGGUCCUUCUCACAGACAGCAACACUCAGGAGUUACUGACGGUUCUGGUGGAGUACCCGUUCUUCGUGCGUGACCGCGGCUGGUCUUCCUGCUGUCCCCAGAGAACCGCCCAGCUCUACGGCCUGUCCUGCCGCCAGCUCAGCGAGGGAGAUAUCUGCUUGGCCCUCACCCCCUUACACACACGCACAGUCCCCCGGGGCCACAGGACACACACCCAUGCCAGGGCCAGCACACACAGGGAGGAUAUGCCCCCUCCUCUCCCUCCUCCUCCUCUUCCUCAUCCCUCCCCUGCUCUUGUCCCUCCUCCUCUCCCUCCUCCCCCUGUAGACCCCCCCACCCAGGAGCAGCCACGCUCACGCAAGAGGCGAUGGUCAGCCCCCGACCUCCUUCCUCCCACCUGAACUACUGGGAU
This is a messenger RNA of Oncorhynchus gorbuscha (pink salmon), 2469 nucleotides long. RefSeq lists its product as uncharacterized. Gene Ontology annotation, cellular component: nucleus. Lineage: Eukaryota; Metazoa; Chordata; Actinopteri; Salmoniformes; Salmonidae. The record is from RefSeq and is a predicted model, not a curated record. Gene Ontology annotation, molecular function: RNA binding; protein binding. The coding region runs from base 971 to 2458 and encodes 495 amino acids. The transcript is spliced from 3 exons. Gene Ontology annotation, biological process: negative regulation of transcription by RNA polymerase II; nervous system development.